AUGGCCAAACCCGUCUGGCAGGGCAAUCACCCCGUCCGCCAAAUCAAUCCCGCACGACCGUUCUACCGAUUCUGCGCAACAGGAUUAGGAGCUGCGAUGUGGUUCUUCCUGUUCUACCGAGCGAAGCAAGACGGACCUGCCUUGCUCGGAUUGAAGCACCCUUGGGACCAUUAG
This is a messenger RNA of Fonsecaea erecta, 174 nucleotides long. RefSeq lists its product as hypothetical. The record is from RefSeq and is a predicted model, not a curated record. Gene Ontology annotation, cellular component: mitochondrial inner membrane. NCBI's taxonomy places the organism in Eukaryota, Fungi, Ascomycota, Eurotiomycetes, Chaetothyriales, Herpotrichiellaceae. The coding region runs from base 1 to 174 and encodes 57 amino acids. The transcript has 2 exons.